AUGACCACCAUGGAAGAACAGGAUCUGAGCGAAUAUUUUCGUAUGCAGUAUGGACAGAAGUUGCUGAAACUGUUGAUGAAAUUCCCUGUAUCAGAGGAGCAGUCUCCGUCUCCUUCCAUUCGACUCCUAGAAAAGAAAAAAGAAGCCAAAUUGGUGCACCAGGCCAUGGAGGCUCAAAAGGAGGCCUUUAAGACAAGGAUGGAGUCCUUGAACAACCGAUGGGAGGAACUUGGAGCAAAAGAGGUCCAGCUGAAAGCAUAUAUUCGGAAAUUUGAACAAUUCAUACAGGAAAAUGACCAGAAACGAAUCCGAGCCUUGAAGAAAGCCAACAAGGAACGAGAACUGAAGAAACAGCGAAUGAAAGAAUUGGCCAAGGCUAAGCUGGAGAUGACAACUCUCAAACAGCAGCAUCAGAAGCUCUACAACAAGCUACAGCAAUAUUCCAUCUUCAACAAAUAUCUGGAGAAGGUGGUUGAGGUUUCAGAGUUUGAGGAGAUCCGGGAGGUUAUUGGACGCUAUAGGACUCUCAUAGGCAUGCACCGGGAUCUCGUGCAGUCGGCCCAAGAGGGGCUGGAGAUGAUUGAACAAGCCAAAGUCCGCCUGGGCCGCUACAAGGAGGAAAAAGAUGAUGAAAUCCUGCAGCACAACAAUGAGCUGGCACGCUUGCAGCUACGUUUUGAUCAUGCCCGCAGUGAUGUCAUUCUCUGGGAAUCCCGCUGGGCCCAUAUCCAAAAUACUGCUGCUCAAAAAACCCUAAAGUUGGGUACGAUCAAAAUGGCCACCUUGAACCUCUUCCAGAGUGUAAACAAGCAGAUGAAGGAAACUUUAAGUGUGUCUGUGGAAGAUACCCAUAAGCAGCUGGAUAUGAUCCAGCAGUUUAUCCAAGACCUGUCAGAUAUCUGGACAGAGGUAAAAAAGAAGGAUCAAAACCGGUCUCAAACUGGAGUGCCUAAGGACUAG
Anolis sagrei ordinatus is the source of this 960-nucleotide messenger RNA. It is a transcript of the gene CCDC42, whose product is annotated as coiled-coil domain containing 42. The record is from RefSeq and is a predicted model, not a curated record. Gene Ontology annotation, biological process: spermatid development. Lineage: Eukaryota; Metazoa; Chordata; Lepidosauria; Squamata; Anolidae.